This is a messenger RNA of Brienomyrus brachyistius, 916 nucleotides long. Its product is annotated as microtubule-associated proteins 1A/1B light chain 3C-like. The record is from RefSeq and is a predicted model, not a curated record. Lineage: Eukaryota; Metazoa; Chordata; Actinopteri; Osteoglossiformes; Mormyridae. The transcript has 4 exons. Gene Ontology annotation, cellular component: cytosol; autophagosome membrane; autophagosome. Gene Ontology annotation, biological process: autophagy of mitochondrion; cellular response to nitrogen starvation; macroautophagy. Gene Ontology annotation, molecular function: ubiquitin protein ligase binding. Bases 317 to 736 code for a protein of 139 amino acids.
UCAAACUAUGAACAUCGGGUUUAUUUUCCCCUUAUUAACUAGGAUAACACCAGACCUAAUCCACCAAGACUGGCCUACAAUCAUACAAAAUGAUUAUUAAAAUGUCUGUAUAAUUAAUAUAUAGGUAAACUGAAUACGACCCGUCUUUAUGGCUCGAUCGACGCGACCCACAUUGCCUUCUGCAGCCAAGGGUUUGACGACACGUCACCAUGAAGGGGGUAUUUAGGCCUGACACGCCGCUUUGGGGGACUUGCAGCCUCUACCAAGAUAUCUGGUGGUAAGGAGGUGAAGAUCGGUACGUGAACCGCCAUUCAGCAUGCCUUCCGUGAGACGCGCCGAGCGAUUAAAGCCCUUCAAGCAGCGGAAAAGCUUCGUUGCACGAAAGCACGAGGUGGCCGGGAUCCGGGCGAAAUUUCCCACCAAGAUCCCAGUAAUUCUUGAAAGAUACCAAAAAGAAAAGUACCUACCGUCACUGGACAAGACGAAAUUUCUGGUCCCAGAAGAACUGACAUUAAGCCAGUUCAUUACCGUCAUAAGAAACCGGCUGUAUCUUGUGCCAAGACAAGCGUUCUAUCUGCUGAUUAACAAUAGCGGGAUGUCUAGCAUGUCCCUCACCAUGGCGGAGAUCUACAAGGACCACAAGGAUGAGGAUGGGUUCCUCUACAUGACUUAUGCUUCUCAGGAGAUGUUCGGCUUCCCAGGGGCACCUUGCCCCCGGGGGACAGUUACACGGUGACCAGCCUCCCCGUCAUCUCGCCUACCGCUGAAGAAUGGUGCCUUCCUUUUAAAGCAUGCAUGUACGUUUGGCAGGUCCAAGAGAGAGCGUAUUUGCAUGUUGUAUAACGAAGAAUUUUAGUCUAAGCUGUCACAUUUUAAAAAAUAUAAAAUACAGAAGAAUAAAUUUGUAACUUUUUAA